This is a messenger RNA of Panthera uncia (snow leopard), 4964 nucleotides long. It is a transcript of the gene TIAL1, whose product is annotated as TIA1 cytotoxic granule associated RNA binding protein like 1. Bases 1520 to 2278 code for a protein of 252 amino acids. Gene Ontology annotation, cellular component: cytosol. NCBI's taxonomy places the organism in Eukaryota, Metazoa, Chordata, Mammalia, Carnivora, Felidae. Gene Ontology annotation, molecular function: mRNA binding; DNA binding. The transcript has 8 exons. The record is from RefSeq and is a predicted model, not a curated record.
AUCACUUCCACGUGUUUGUUGGGGAUUUGAGUCCAGAAAUUACAACAGAAGAUAUCAAAUCAGCAUUUGCCCCCUUUGGUAAAAUAUCGUAAGUAUCACAAUCAAUACUAUAUUCAGUAGUGAUAAGCACAAUUGUAUAUGAUUAACUUGUACCGGAACUAAGAUUUUCUUUCCCUAGUUAGUGUGAUUUUUUUUGUUUGUUGGUUGAUUUGUUUUGUUUUUUUGAUUAGUAGAUGUUGUUGAAAAUGUUAAUGUCAUUUCAGUGUUUUGGGGUCUUGUUUUCAUCUAAUCCUGUGUAUAAUAUGUUAAAAAUUUUUAAGUGAUUCUGUUUGUUAUCUUUGAAGCAGAUGUUUGGGUGGUAAAGCCUAUUAUAAAGUCCAACUUUCUGUCAAAUGUUUUUAAAGUUUGGUGGUUAACCAAAAGUGAAUGUGAUGUAUGCUGUGUAUUAAAUUUUUAUAGAAGGAAUUAUAAAUUGGGAAAAGUAGGUAAAUCCUUGGGUAUAUUGUGGUUGAAUUGGAAAUGUACAUGUUUAAUUAUAAUGAUAAAUGUGUUUUAAUAUUUUAACUCAAAAGUAGUACUGUUACAAUAUUAAAAUGUUUCAUUGUCUGAGCCAUAAAUGUGGGAUUAAUUAGUAGAUGUUUCUUUGUUAGUGGUAUUUGAUUCUGCUAGUUAGGGCCCAAAUGUGGUUUGAUUUUUAGCAAAGUUAAUGCUCAAAUUUCACUAUGUGUUACAUGAUCAAAUAUAUUGGAAAAUUAAAAGUGGUUUUAUAAGUUUUAUAAAAUGUUUAUCACAAUUUAUCUUUCUGAUUAAAAUUCGUGUAAUGUUUAUGUACUUCCUGUAGAUUUAAAUUAAACGUUGUAGUACUACUUUACAGGAAUGUGUUUCAACUCAGAACAACAAUACUUUUCUGUAUACAAUUUGUUGUUCUAUAGAUUUAUUUGAAAGAAAGAUUUAAUUCUUAAUUUUCUAUUUUGAUAUUUGCUUUGCUUUUUAAUCUUUAAAUGUGGUAAGUAGUACUGUUUUAAAAAUCAAUAUAAAAAAUAAUACAGGUUGCUGUUUUUCAAUCUUUAUUUAUACCUGAGACCUGCAGUUUUUCUAAAGUCCAAGUCACAAUUAAAAGUAAUAGCAUUCUGGUUAUUUUGCAGAAUUGCUCAUAAGAAUGGACAGGAUCUUGAAGGCUAACUGCAAGGAACUGUGCACACUGGAACUCAGUUGUAGAUUUUUUUCUCAUUUCUAUUUAUUCUUAUUAUACAUUAUUUAUAUAUACAUAUUUUAGUAUUUACAUUUUAACAUUCUAUAUUCAGUGGAGUUCUAUAUUUCCAAUCAUUUUAACUUACUCACUAAAAUUUCUGUGUAAAUUUGUUGUUUUCGUACUGGUGUGCUUAGCAUUGUUGUUAGUUUUUUAUUCUCCUUUCUUAAAUUUCUGAAAAUGUCAAUUUUUCAAAAUUUACAGCUGCCCAAACUCCAAAAUGAUGAUAGAGAAUUGACCAAGAAAAAUAAAGAAAUCUGUUAACAGGCCAUGGAUGCCCGAGUAGUUAAAGACAUGGCAACUGGAAAAUCCAAAGGCUAUGGUUUUGUAUCUUUUUAUAACAAACUGGAUGCAGAAAAUGCAAUUGUGCAUAUGGGAGGUCAGUGGUUGGGUGGUCGUCAGAUCAGAACCAACUGGGCCACACGUAAACCACCUGCACCUAAAAGUACACAAGAAAAUAACACUAAGCAGUUGAGAUUUGAAGAUGUAGUAAACCAGUCAAGUCCAAAAAAUUGUACUGUGUACUGUGGGGGAAUUGCCUCUGGGUUAACAGAUCAGCUUAUGAGACAGACUUUUUCGCCAUUUGGACAAAUUAUGGAAAUAAGAGUUUUUCCAGAGAAAGGCUAUUCGUUUGUCAGAUUUUCAACCCAUGAAAGUGCGGCCCAUGCCAUUGUUUCGGUGAAUGGCACUACUAUUGAAGGACAUGUUGUUAAAUGCUAUUGGGGUAAAGAAUCUCCUGAUAUGACUAAAAACUUCCAACAGGUCGACUAUAGCCAGUGGGGCCAGUGGAGCCAGGUUUAUGGAAACCCACAGCAGUACGGACAGUAUAUGGCAAAUGGGUGGCAAGUCCCGCCUUACGGAGUAUACGGGCAACCAUGGAACCAGCAAGGAUUCGGAGUAGAUCAAUCACCUUCUGCUGCUUGGAUGGGUGGAUUUGGUGCUCAGCCUCCCCAAGGACAAGCUCCUCCCCCUGUAAUACCUCCUCCUAACCAAGCUGGAUAUGGUAUGGCAAGUUACCAAACACAGUGAGCUGGGACUCUAAACAAAAUUGUAAUUCAUGAUAGCUUCAGUUUCCUGUGACACUCUGAAGACAUGAAAGUAGACAUCGGAAAAUGAAAAUAUUUAUUUUAAAAAUUGAAAUGUUUGGAACCUUUAGCACAGCUUUGCUUUGGUGAAGGACACAUGUCUUCUAGUUCUGCCUUUUUAAGUUUUUGUUCAUGAUGGAUAUGAACAUGAUUUUUCUUUGUGUACAAAAACUAAAAUAAAGUCAAUAAAGACAAUUCUGACUACAAAUUUUGAUAUAAUAGGAGAAAUGGGUAAUACGUUUUGAUUCUUAGAUACUAUUCCAUUUUUAUCUUGCUGUUCAGUAUUUUAACUCACUGUGUUUUUAAAAGAGCAAAAAAAGGGAGGAUCGUGAAAAACUGGGAAUCACACAUAAGUUCAUCCUGAACCUUGAUACUCCCCUCCCCUCCCUUGAGGUGGACCACAUUUGAAGUCAGCAGGAAAAAAGUGUGAUAUUGGAAGAAAUUGCAUGAUUUUGGAGUCGCUUUGGAGGAAAUACUUUAUGCCUAAAGAAACCGAAGCCAGACUGAUAAAGAAAUUUUCAAGCUAAAUAAGGAACAGCAUUAUCUGAGUUACUUGAGCAAAUGUUGGUGGUCCACAUUUAAGACAUAUUUUUAAAACUUUAAAAAGUGUUGAUUAUUAAAAUUGUAGUAAAUUACAUUUCAUUUUGGGGGGAAAUUCCAAGUAUGGUGUUUGUAUUAAAAUCAGACAGUCAUACUUGUGCUUUUACAUGAAGUUAAAAUGAUAUACAUUGUAAAUAUUUGAAUAACUACAGUGUUUAAAAAGCAUGCUUCAACAUAGAAGUAGCAGCAAUGUAAUUAUUUGAAGUAACACUUCACACUCUCCACUGCAUUGAAUGCAAUGGAUUGAUAAGAAUGUUUAAGACUGACACUUCCAAGGUUGGCUACUAUGUAAAAUUAAAAUUAUACAAAUUACUAUACAGAAAAGGCCUUAAUUUUAAUUUCAUACAAAUCUUUGAUCUUUGAUGCAUUAGUACAUUUUAAAAUGUCAUUGGAAAUUAGAUUUCUUUUUUUUUUUCUUUUUCUUUUUCUUUACAUCACUUGGUAUGUAAAUACUUUAAUUAAAACCUUGUAAACCUAUUUCAAGGUUCCUAUAAGUUGUAUAGUACAAGUGUUUUUAAAAAAUCUUGGGGUGUUUUUUAAAACUAGAUAUAUUUUGCCCAAGAAUUUUUUUAACAAGAUUGCUAAAACAUCUUAUUUAGACAGUUUGAUGUACCAAUUUAUAAUUGGAUAUUCAGCUUAAGUAGUACACAGAGUUGUGACUUUUAUUUUUAUUUAACUUGUUUUCCUUGUGGGUCGUGUGCAUGGGAUGACAAGCCUGAGCAGAGGCUGAGUUGUAUGUGUGCAGAGCUUGUAAACGAACCAGUUAGGUAGAUAUGGAAGACUGAAGUUUGCUUCUGGGGUGUUUUUCAGGCUAUGUGGAUAAAAUCAGCCUCAAAGUUCUAUCCCAAGGUAAAAUCGUAUGUAUUUGACUUCUGACAGCUAGAGGGUGCAAAUGUUUAGGCAGUGUGUUUGAAAUGCUGCUUUGAGGCCUGGGCACCAAGAUGAGAAAACCCUUACCAGUUACGUGGUAAGAUGCAAUUAAUACCCACAAAUGACUAUUUUUUAAACUUUUGAAGUCUUACAACUAGCUUUAAAAUAACAAUGGUUUUAUAAAUUGGUGACCACAAUACUUUUGGUAUUAUUUGUCUUCUUCCCCCAUUUAGGAGAACAGUCAAAUGUAUUGAACGUGAAUAUUUGCAGGGUCUGAAGCUCAUCGUUGGGCCAGAUUUGUUACGGCACUUUAGUGUUAACCGCAGGAGUCCUGUGACACUCUUCUGUAUAAAAUCUACCCUUAUUAUUUGUUUAUGGCUAGUGUCCUUGGGGGAUGUUACGGAAAAGUUACUUUAUAUUUUAUAAGGAGAACACUCACAUUAUAUCAAUUAUGCUUCCUAGUUUAAAAUUUCUUGAAUAUAUGUGAAACUUGAACAACUGAAGACUUUUUUUUAAUAUACCAGUAUUCUCAGUUCGCCUUUUUUGGUCUGCCAGUAAAUUAAAUACCUUUUUUGCAAUAGCAGCUCCAUGUAGCUGCAGUGUUUUCCUGGUUGUAUAUUCUGAUUUAAUAAAAUUACCCAGACUAGUUAUAUCGCCAUAGUAAACAUAUUACUGAAGUGUCCUUCGUCUCAAUCCAAAAGAGAGAAAGAUUUCAUGAUCAGUUCACUUAAUGGAAGUUAUUUCAUAUUAAAUGGUUUUUAAAAUACAAAGCUACUUAUCCAAAUGAAACGCACCAUUUUAAAACAACUGUCAAGCUAACACAGACUCAAGUCUAUUUUAUAACAAAGUGAAGUCAGUGCUAUCUUGAUCAGUUUAAGCCUAAGAAUCGUUGCCUUUUCCAUGUUCGUUAAAAUGCAGAGAUUCUUUGGCGUGCAAGAAAAUGUUUAUUUCUUGAUGAUUCUGAGAUUUAUUUUGGUGAUGUGUUUCUGACUGCCAUCUUCUUUGCUCUAAUAAGCUCUCUCCUAGCACUUCCCCCAUGCCAUUCCCACUUGAUUUUUAUGUCGCUGGCAGUGAGAGGCUAAAAUGACUGGCCAACAUAAGCCAAAGCUGUAAACCACAGUUGAAGUAAGUCUUUCAAUAAAGACUAGACUCUAUGAUAA